This is a messenger RNA of Penicillium nucicola, 1077 nucleotides long. Its product is annotated as glycosyltransferase family 32 protein. The transcript is spliced from 4 exons. NCBI's taxonomy places the organism in Eukaryota, Fungi, Ascomycota, Eurotiomycetes, Eurotiales, Aspergillaceae. The record is from RefSeq and is a predicted model, not a curated record. Bases 1 to 1077 code for a protein of 358 amino acids. Gene Ontology annotation, molecular function: mannosyltransferase activity. Gene Ontology annotation, biological process: mannosyl-inositol phosphorylceramide biosynthetic process.
AUGAGGCGUGGUCCUUUGAUAUUUCUCCUCAUCGCCCUUCUUAUUUUCUCGUUCGCAAUUCGCAGUGUCUGGACCCUUUUGUCGCUGCUCGUGGAGGACGCCGCUAUCGACGCGAUUGACCAUGCUGAGUUGCGCUCGCCGAACGCUACCUUGAUUGAGACGCGACCUCAGAUAAUCCCAAAGAUUAUUCACCAGACUUAUAAAAAUGAGACUAUUCCCCAGGUCUGGGUAGAGGCCCAGCAGAGCUGUAUUGACCUGCACCCCGACUACGAAUAUAUGCUGUGGACGGAUGAAAACUCGCGCGAGUUUAUCGCCGCCGAAUAUCCCUGGUUCCUCGAGACUUUUGAUGGCUAUGAGUACCCUAUCCAGCGCGCGGACUCUAUCCGUUAUUUCGUUCUAGCAUUUUACGGUGGAACCUACAUCGAUCUAGACGACGGCUGUAAUCGUCGCUUAGAUCUCCUACUGACUUAUCCGGCGUGGGUACGCCGUACUGUGCCCACUGGCAUCUCAAACGACGCCAUGGGAUCUAUACCCCAACAUCCCUUUUUUCUACAUGUGAUCAAGACCCUACAGCAAUACGAGCGCCACUGGCUCCUCCCGUACAUCACCAUCAUGUACUCGACUGGUCCGCUGUUUCUAUCAGUUAUUUGGAAAGAGUACAUGCAAGACCACCCCAGCGAAUCGAACCGUGUUCGGGUUCUCAUGCAGGGCGACUACAUGAAAAACUCCUGGAGUUUCUUCCUCCACCAUACCGGUAAUAGUUGGCACGGAAAUGACGCGCAUUUGAUCUUCUGGAUGGGCCGACACUGGAUGUUUCUCACAUUCUGUGGCUUACUCUUGGUCACUGUCGUCGGCUUUUGCUGCAUCUGGACCUACAGCCGUGUCACGCUCCCGGAGACUCAGUACCACUACACGAAAGUUCCGCCCCUCAAAAGUCCCUCCCGCCUCUCAUCCUCACCCACGCGGUGUGCUCGACGAGUGAUGUUUACUCUGCUGCAGAGGGUAAACGUCAAAGAAGACGAAGAAUCAGGCGGAGCCACCGAAACCUCGUAUGACCUUGGUUUUCGUAGCGACUAA